Molecule: messenger RNA, 1570 nt
Organism: Emiliania huxleyi CCMP1516
Lineage: Eukaryota; Haptophyta; Isochrysidales; Noelaerhabdaceae
Exons: 5
Coding region: 35-1570 (511 amino acids)
Molecular function (GO): arylsulfatase activity
Source: RefSeq, a predicted model, not a curated record
CGAGAAGCAACCGACUUGCUUCUUCCCCGCGAUCAUGCGCCUCUUCUGCUGGUGCACGCUCCUCCACGCCCUGUCUGUCGCCGCCGGAUCGGAGUCGAAGAAGAACAGCUCGAAGGCUCUCACCUGUAAGCUGCUAAACAGUGCUUGGCGGCGCUCCGCAGCGUUGCCACCCCCGCCCGCCGGCUACCCCAGCAGCCCGUAUGCGCGCGGGCCGGCGUACCCUCGGCCCGGCAACGCCACACCAAACGUGCUUCUCAUGCUCGGCGACGACGUGGGAUACGGCGACCUGGCUGCCUUUGGAGGCCACCCUUACGCGAGGACGCCAAACCUUGACCGGCUGUUUAAGGAGGGCACCAGCCUGCGCCAGUACUAUGUGGUGGGCUGCACUUGCGCGCCCAGCCGCGCCGCUCUCAUGAGCGGCCGCCACCCCGCCACGUUUGAGUUUCGGCUCGGCCUCGGGCUCGCGGCGGUCGGGACGCCGGCGCUAACCGAGGUGUUCGGCGCGGCCGGGUACGCGGUCGCUCACUUCGGCAAGUGGCACCUCGGGCCGGAGCGACCCUACUAUGCGGCCCGGCGGGCAGACGACGGCUCGACGCACCUGGGCAUCCACACUGUCGUCUCGUCCGGCAAAGAGCUUCCGUGCGCCCUGCCCGAGGAGGAGCGGAGAGGCAAGGCGAGGCGGUACACGGGGCGGGGGAGGGACGAGGCGGUCUACUACGCGGCGGAGCGGUGGGUCGAGAGGCACGCCGCGCGGCCGUGGUACGCCAACGUGUGGGGUCACUCGACGCACGACCCGGUGUUCAACUGCGACCUCCUCACGGCCGAGCGAGGCCUGGACACCGACUGGCUCCCGCAGACCUUUGACCUGGCUCGCUUCUCGGAGCACAUGGCCUCUCGCCUCCGCCACGCCGCUUCGCUCGGCAUCCAGAUCGACGUCACGAUGAAAAAGCCGCCGCUCACCUUUGCGGGCGAGAGCCCGUUCCUGAUGGGCUACGCGGGAGGGCUGCGCGGAGGCAAGUUCACUCAGUACGACGGCGGGGCGGGGCACGUCGAUAGCGACUCCGUCGUCUCGGCGCUCGACCUGCUGCCGACGGUCGCCGACCUCGCCGGCCUCACGCCGCUGCUGCGCGCCAUGACGCCGCCCGGCGCGAGGCAGGACGGCGAGGCGAUGAGCGCCGUCUUCACGGCGCGAGCGGCGCGCGACCGCACGGCGGAGCGUCCGAUCUUUUGGAAGGGGGGCUACGGUGCACGCCAGCGGCGCGACAAGAACGUGAUCAGCGUGCGGUCGGGCAAGUGGAAGCUGCACGUCAUCCCCGUGGUGAAGCACGUCGGCUCGUGGGAGCACACCGACGCGCGCGUCACGCCGGCGCACGGCACGCCGGAGCCGGCGGCGGAAUCGGCGCACAAGCUGCGGAACAGCGCGCGGCAGCGGCAGCAGCGGCUCCAGAUGUACAUCGAGCGGCACGGGAACUCGAGCGGGCCGAUGCUCGAGCUGUACAACCUGAAGACGGCGAGCAGCAGUAGCAUACACCAUACUGCCAUGGCGGCGGGUAGCAGCAGUGCCGUGUAG